AUGAGUGCCGCAACUUCGGGCCGAGAAACAGAGAAAGCGCAGAGCUACAUCGAUGCUCUGGAUAACGCGCGCAGCGAGGACAAAUGGGGCGAGAUUCCCGAGUUGAUCCGCAAAAUAACAAAGCAUGCGCCGCAUCGGAAAUGCCUGAUUCAGACUGCGAUCGCCGAAGUCCAAGUCAUCGCCCACAUCAGCAAAACACGGCCCGGCACAGCCAAAGGCCAAACAGCCCCGAACCAUGUGUCUAAUCUGCCCGAGUUGAUCCCAACCCUCCUCGCGGCUGUUGAAGAGGCCGACGGGACCCCGCAAGAUGUGUUUCAAGCCCAUGUCUGCUUAGGCUGGAUACACUGGACAUUGUCAGAGCCCGGUUUAGCUGUCAGGCGUCUACCCAAUGAUUUUGAGGAGCCCACGAUCAAUGCUCUCGCUGACGGGAAAAACAACAUCACAAAAUGGACUGAGAUAUGCAUUGUGAAAGCAGGCUAUAUAAAGAGUGCCGCACAAUCGGUUGUUUCUGGUGCGGAUGACGCUCUGAAAACAGCAUCGUCGAUCCUACCCCGACUCUCCACACCGAACUCGAUAUUGGCAUCAUGUCCUCAGGCCUUGUACUGGUCAGAAAAAUUUCUUUCAAAGGUAGCACAGGUGGCAAGCGAGGUAGUCGACCCUGGCGACAGAGAUGACAACUCCAUCGAAAUUGGAUUGGCUUUGAAAGCUUUCCGAUUUUGGUCCGGACAUCCGUAUGUCAAACGACGAGAUAUCACAUCUGUGAAUCGGUCUGCUGGAUCUCCCGAGUCUGGCUCCCCAUUCACCAUGUGGAUGUCAUAUUUCGGCCUCUUGUCCAUGAUAUUGCAGAACGGCAUGGAAUACUUCCCUCCGUCAAACGGGGCCCCGCGCAGUCAGCUGGCCGAAGAGCUUCGCCGUGUAGAGACUGUGUGCGAGAGUGCUCUCCUGAGAGAAAUUCGAUUCCCUACAGCCAACGCCAGUAAUCCUCAGGUCGAGGUAUGGGUCGAAGAGGUAAUCCAUAACUGGGAAGUGCUGUGUGGCCCCAGUUGGCAAGAUAGCGACUUGGGAGAAGGGGGACAGGAUGCAAUUGGGCAUAACGUCUUAGAUGUACUCUACCGAGCCGCCACCAAAACCUAUCACUCUCAUUUGAUUAUGCGGCGACUGUUUCACGUGCAUGCUUCCUUGGCUGAAUUUGAGUUGGCUAUGAAGGCCCUCGACACGUACAUUGAUAUUGUCAUCAAUGCAAAGGAUAGGGCUGAGAAGGCAGCGGAGACUGGCGAGCUGGAAAGUGAUGAAAUCUUGCUUCAAACCGUGUCAGAGGGUGUGCUCCUACUAUCUUGUUACGGCGCAGAAAAUGAAGCACGAAAAGCAAAAGACCUCACUGCGAUUCUAGAGAAAUAUAUUGAGAAAAGCCUUGAUCCCGAAUCCAAUGCCAGUGAUCAAUUGAGUACAGUAUCUCCUAAAGUCAUUGCCAUGGCUUAUCGAGCUAUUGGCGUUGGCUCGGGUAACUGGGCUAGAUGGACGCCAGUCAACGAGUCCCGUGAUGACAUCCGAGCAGAAGCCAUCGAGAACUUGGAAAGGAGUAUUGAUCCUGCGUUCAAAGCACAGAACAACAUCUCCACACGCUACGCCCUCGCCCUUUUAUACGCAGAAUCCCGGGAUUUGGAUAACGCGAUUCUCCACGUUAGGACAGCACUGUCGACCAAAGACGACUGGGCACAAUCAACGCAUGUUUCUUCUGAGCUGGACGGAACCAGUUUCUCUCGAGAGCCAGACUUGGUGCCUUUGUGGCAUCUUCUCGCGCUGCUUCUCAGUGCAAAACAAGAGUUUGGCGUCGCUAGCCGGUCUUGCGAGGCUGCUUUUGAACAAUUCCCUUCGACACUCACCGCGUUUGCUCAAAGUGGUAGACGUGCAAAUAAAGAUAAAGAAAGACCCGGUUCUGGAGAUACGAAGAAAGAUCUAUUACGCCACUUGCGCGGCCGCGAAAAGGAGCGCAUUAUCGAAACCCGUAUGACCCAAAUCGCUCUCAUGGAAGUUAUCGAUGGUCCUGAAGGCGCUGUAAACCACAGUGAUCAACUCCUUACUCUCUUCGCUGCCUUGUUUGAGGAUUUGGAACUUGAAGUUCCUCAGAAAGUUAAUGGAACUCAACAAUAUCUGGGCCCGCCAAAGAGCGCUUCUGGCACAGUGAAGAGUUUCCGUGGCAGUAUUUUUGGCCGAAAGAAGGCGUCGAAAGCUCCUAGUACCAAUGGUGCCGACGAUAUACCACCUCUUCCAACGCGUACUACCGCUGACCCCGACGCUCCAUCGAUUCAAGUGACAGAUGAGCACCACCCGCUUCACAAGCAGCGUUCAAGCCAAGCGCCGAAAUUAAACGGUUUAGACGGGCCAGCAGAACAAUUAGACGGGUCUGAAAAUGGCUCCAUUGAUAAUAUUGGUAUUGCUGUGAGUGAUAUCCCCAGUCACCCGGCUGGCGCCAAGCAAAACGCGAAGCAGCCUCUGCCUGCUGUAGCACACAACCUGGAUCACACGCGCGUGCCUCAGCCCGCUGGUCAUUCCAGACAACCUCCCGAGCAGGACGUUCGCUUGCCUCCGCCUCAUCGGUUCGAGUCUCCUACCAAGUCGCUCACUAAGUUCCCUGCUGCCCAAGCGCAAAAACACGCCCUCGCAGUGCUAGUUAAAGUCUGGCUCCUCAUUUCGGGCUUGUAUCGUCGGGCUUCGCUGUUCGAAGACGCGCGCGAAGCCUGCCAAGAAGCACUCAAGCAAGUUGAGAAAUUCGAAACACUUGUUGCCGCCCAGGACUCCUCGGCUCGUGCCUUUUCAGAGCGCGUGUGGGGGGUAUACAAGAGCUCCGAGGAGCUCUGGGGAGAUGUGUAUGCUGAGCGAGGGGCUCUUUCUCAGGCACAGUCCUUGCCGCAUGAGGCAAUGGAAUUUUACGAAGAAGCCAUCACGCGUUUCCCUGAUCAUCCGAGGGCCACGAUCGGACUAUCAAAUUUGCUCUUAGAUAUCUGGGAAGAGAAAAUCCCAGCCGAGCCCUUGCCGCCUCGACUAGAUGCUGGUAUCCCAACAUCCUUGUCUGCGAAACCCGCAACCAACUUGCGCACCACAUAUACAGACGGUUCCUCUGUAGAUACCACCGACGAGGAUACCGACCCUUCCAUACAACGCGCCGAAAAAAAGACUGACGUCGACUCGAAAGCCAACCGGGUAAGGUACAUGAGCCGGCUUGCCGCGCGCGACAGGGCCUACGGGCUUCUUUCCAUGUUGACCAAGACUGGAAGCUCGUGGGACAAUUCCGAGGCCUGGUUCACACUGUCUAGAGCUUAUGAGGCAAGCUCGCAGCUUGAAAAGACCAAGGAUGUCUUGUGGUGGUGUGUUGAGCUGGAAGACCGCAAACCCAUUCGGCAUUGGUGGAAUCUGGGUAGCGGAAGCUAUGUCCUGUAA
This is a messenger RNA of Talaromyces rugulosus, 3438 nucleotides long. RefSeq lists its product as uncharacterized. NCBI's taxonomy places the organism in Eukaryota, Fungi, Ascomycota, Eurotiomycetes, Eurotiales, Trichocomaceae. Gene Ontology annotation, molecular function: protein binding. The transcript has 5 exons. The record is from RefSeq and is a predicted model, not a curated record. The coding region runs from base 1 to 3438 and encodes 1145 amino acids.